CUAUCGAAUGGCAAUCCUGAACUAAUCCAAUAUGCAAAGUCGAAUUUUUAAGAACUCGCCUAAAAUAAAAAAUACAAAUAAUAGUACAGUGGCAAAGAAUAGAUAGUUGGAUAGUGUAGUUAACUUUAAGUUCAGUGAUGGAGAGUGGAUAAUGGUUUUGAUGGAUAAGUAAAAAUUAUUCAUCUAUUUAUUUUACUUUGAACCAUUUGUGGACAUGGAUAUGUUCAAUAAAGUUUUUUCACAAGUAUCUAGCUCAGUUAGUAUAACAGUUUCGCAAAUAUCUGGCGUUCUUCCCGGAAAUCCAGUUACGAGAGAAUAUGAAUCAUCUGCUCAUAUUGCAUCUGCAGGACCAGGUUUAUUGUGGAAAAUUUACAGUGGCAGUAAACGAUCUACAAAACAAGAAGCCUCAAUAUUUGUAUUCGAGAAGAGGCAACUGGAAAAAUAUAAUAAAAGUGACAGAGAACUACUUUUGGAAACUUUACGAAGGGGAAUAGUUCAGCUUACCAAAAUUCGCCAUCCCAAGUUACUCACUAUUCAACACCCAUUAGAAGAGAGUAGAGACAGUUUAGCAUUCGCAACGGAACCAGUCUUAAUUAGUUUGGCAAAUAUUUUGGGACAAACUACAAAUAUGCCCCAACCAGCUAACAUCUCGGAUUAUAAGUUAUUUGAUAUUGAAAUCAAGUAUGGGCUGUUGCAGGUCGGCGAUGGUUUAGCAUUUCUGCACAAUGAUAUGAAACUAUUACACAAAAACAUCAGCCCAGAGUGCAUAAUAAUCAGUGCUCAAGGUGCUUGGAAAAUAUUUGGUUUUGACUUCUCUGUCCACAACACUAGCCCUUCAAAUUUAGAACCUUUCUAUCCUUUUGAGGAAUAUAACCCAACAAUUCCUUCGGUUUGUCAGCCUAAUUUGGACUAUUUGGCUCCUGAAUGUAUUACAAAAUUGAAGCAUUCCCCAGCUAGUGAUAUGUUCUCGUUAGGAAUGCUAGCAUAUGCUUUAUAUUCCAUAGAAAAAAAAUGUAUUCGACCUGUUAGAGAUUUACACCAAUACAAAUCCAGGGUACAGGAACUCGAAAAACUAAAUCUCGGAGCAUUACAAUGUGUUCCUGAAGAACUGAGAAACUCGGUGAAGUCAUUGUUGAAUGUUACUCCAGAAAUCAGGCUUGAUACAUAUCACUUCUUGAAGAUUCCUUUUUUCGAUGAUGUUGGCAUAAAAACACUCACUUAUCUUGACUCUCUACUACAAUGGGAUAAUCUCCAGAAAUCACAGUUCUAUAAAGGUUUGCCAGAAGCUCUCACCAAACUUCCCCAUCGUGUCAAAGUACAAAGGGUACUAGCCUGUUUGGUACAUGAUUUGGGACAACCAGCAAUGGUGCCUUUCAUCUUGCCCAAUUUAUUUGAUAUCGCUCAAGAUUGCAACAAACAAGAGUAUUGCACUUAUAUAUUACCUCAUAUCAAGCCUUUGAUGAAAUUGAUGGAACCUGUUCAGAUUCUUCUAAUUAUGUUGCAAAGGAUGGAACUGUUAUUGAAGUUAACUCCAGCUGAAGAUAUCCAGCAGCAUGUUCUUCCCAUGCUGUACAGAGGACUUGAUUCUGGAACUCCACAAAUCCAUGAAUUGUGUUUAGCAGUUCUACCGACCUUUGCUGGUUUAUUGGAUCAUUCCAACGUCAAAAAUUGUCUCUUGCCGCGAAUAAAAAAGAUAUGCCUGAAUACUUCAACUUUGUCAGUCAGAGUAAACAGUCUUUUAUGCAUAGGUCGACUUUUGGAGAAUUUAGACAAGUGGUUGGUAAUCGAUGAAGUUCUUCCUUUCUUACCACAAAUUCCAUCUAGAGAGCCGGCUGUGCUGAUGGGAAUUCUUGGUAUAUAUAAAUUGGCAUUGAAUCACAAGAAACUAGGGAUCACGAAAGAAAUUAUAGCUUCUAGAGUCCUACCGUUUCUAAUACCUUUAUGCAUUGAAAGUGGUUUAACAAUUCCACAAUUCAAUGCUAUGACAUCCUUGGUUAAAGAAAUGUUUCAAAUUGUUGAAACGGAGCACAGAACAAAAUUGGAACAAUUGAAUUCUGUGAAAGAUGAGCAGAAGGUAUUGGCUAGUAGUAUACCAGUCGUAACAAGUAAAGAACCAGUGGAGCUUGAUAAAGCCUUCUCUGGUCUUGGUUUAGAUAGUUUUGUCCCAGGCAUGAACAUCAAGCAGAAAACAGAAGUGCAGGCUUUUACUAAUCAGACAGUUAUUGAACGUGUCAAAGCCAUACCAACAACUGCGGCUGUUCCUAAAAAUCUUCCUUUUUCACUUGGUGGUGAUUGGACUAAUUCACAAAAUACGUUCAACCCACAAGUUCCUACAACUGUGUCCAAUACUUCUACUACUGGAAUUGGCUUCAAUCAGUGGAAUAACUCACAGAUGUCGACACAAAAUAGUUUCGGUCCCAACAUGAUGCAAAACACCAAUUUGUUCAUGAAUACAAUCCAACAUCCCCAAGGAUCAGAUACAAAUAGGAAUCCUAUUAGGACAUCCCCAGGUUUCAACAAUCAGAUUACCUCCACAAUAUAUGACUUUCCCAAUCCGUGGGCGAACAGCCAGGGUUCCUCAACAUAUAAGAAAAACAAUUCACCAGAUUGGAGUGCUCUCGACAAUCUUCUGCCAAGUAGUAACAGUGCUAAUACGCCAAAGAACAGUAUGGCAUCUUAUAAUGUUCCACUGAUUCCUAGUAAUAAUGUCAAUAAUAAACAAGGAGGGUUGUCCAAUGAUGAUAUAAUGGAUCUGCUCAGUUGAAAAAAAAACAGUUCCACAUGUAUUCUCUUCUGCAAAGUAAAGUUUUGUGCACCUGAUAUGACACGGUGGAUUUGAGAAUAUUGAAGUUAAAAGUUUGUUGGGACUGUCACAGGCUUAAAAGCAGAAACAUUUCAUAAGCACUUUCUAGAUUGAGGGACUUUAUAAUAUCUCUGGUGUAUUUCAGUAACUGUUGUAUUAUUGGUACAUGAGCACAUUUUUUAAGAUAUUCUCAGAAAUUUCAAGAGUUGUGUUAUCUUCUCAAUAAAUAUUUAUAAAAUAGAA
Messenger RNA from Leptinotarsa decemlineata (Colorado potato beetle), 3046 nucleotides. RefSeq names its product SCY1-like protein 2. Gene Ontology annotation, biological process: protein phosphorylation. Gene Ontology annotation, molecular function: protein kinase activity; ATP binding. Lineage: Eukaryota; Metazoa; Arthropoda; Insecta; Coleoptera; Chrysomelidae. The record is from RefSeq and is a predicted model, not a curated record.